Messenger RNA from Quercus robur (English oak), 2617 nucleotides. Its product is annotated as putative cysteine-rich receptor-like protein kinase 12. Gene Ontology annotation, molecular function: protein kinase activity; ATP binding. The record is from RefSeq and is a predicted model, not a curated record. NCBI's taxonomy places the organism in Eukaryota, Viridiplantae, Streptophyta, Magnoliopsida, Fagales, Fagaceae. Bases 102 to 2570 code for a protein of 822 amino acids. The transcript has 9 exons. Gene Ontology annotation, biological process: protein phosphorylation.
UUGGAGAAGAAUAGUCGUUUAUUAGUAACACAAGUACUCGAUGUAGUUAAGAGUUUGUGCCUUAAAUACUAUAUACAUCUUCCUUUUGAGUAGAGCAUAAUAUGCCAAUAAAGAUCAUCAUGGAUUACGCCCUAGAAUUAAUUUUCAUUCUGAAGGCAUUGCGUGUGGUUGUUUUGGUGAUUGGUAUUCUUGGCAAUUGGAAACUAGCUAAAGGAGACAAUGAGCAUGCUGGAAGAAAACUUGUUGAUUAUGUUCCAGGAUUCAUAAGCAUCGAUUGUGGGGCUACCGAAGAUUACUUGGAUGAUGUCUCUGGUAUAUUCUACAAGUCAGAUACAGGUUUUAUAGAUACUGGGACAAAUUCCAACAUAUCCCCCGAGAACUACUAUCCAUAUCCGGAUGGUGGGCGGCAAACAAGAAACCUGAGAAGCUUUCCACAAGGAAAAAGGAAUUGUUACACUUUGAAACCUGAACAAGGCAAAAAUAGUAACUAUCUCAUUAAUUUUUUCUUUUAUUAUGGAAAUUAUGACAAGAAGAAUAAAAUUCCAAAGUUCGACGUGUAUGUCGGGGUUAAUUAUAAGAAGACAACAUAUAUCGCUGAGGUAUAUUCUACAUAUCUUUUCGAUGUGAUUCAUGCUCCCACGUCAGACAUCAUAUACGUAUGUUUGAUAAACACUGGGUAUGGAAUACCUUUUAUUUCUGCCUUGGAAUUACGUCCUUUGGACAAGUCCCUUUAUCCAUUUGACUUUGGAACGUUAACAAAUAGCUGGCGAUAUGUCCUGGGCACAGCCACAGAUCAAUAUAAGUUUAUCAGGUACAAGAACGAUGUUUAUGAUCGCAUAUGGUAUCCUUAUAUUAAGUGGCCAAACUCAGUUCCGAUCAAUACCUCCUCAGAUAUUGACACACAGAACAACAAUGAUAGUUAUCGACUACCACCAGAAGUAUUGAGAACUGCUGUCCAGCCAUCUAAUGGUGAUAAUUCCUUAAUUUAUGAUAGCCUGCCCAUUUAUAACACUGGAAACAUGUGUUUUUGCUUUCACUUUGCUGGAAUUUCAAAACUUACGCAAGGAAAGAAAAGAGAAUUCAUUAUUUCUGUGUAUGGGGGAACCGAUACCUAUACCUCAGAGCCAAUAACGCUUGACCAUUUAAAGCCACUGUCCAUAUGUCUCAAUCGGAGAAUCGAAGGCCAUUUUAGAUUUGUUAUUAGUGCAACAACGCGGUCUGACCUUCCUCCCAUCCUCAACGCGUUUGAGCUUCACAACGUAAUUCCUCAGUCUGAUCUACACGAACCAACCAACUCAAGAGAUGAUGGCGAUACGGACGUAAGUACGAACAGGUGGCGAGCAAAUAAGUGGUGGAUAUGGCUCAUUGUGGCAGUAGGGGGAAUCAUCAUCGCCUUGUUGUGCUUAUUAUGCUAUGCAAAAGUGAAAAAACACAUAGCUGAAGGGGAGAGAAAGAAGAAACAAAAGAUACUUCUACAAGAACUUAGAGGUAAUGCAAUAUCGUCCACUGUACGUGACAAAGUGAAGAAACGAAAUAAUGAUAGGCAAGAUAGCCAUGAAUUGCAAAUCUUCAGCUUUGAAACCAUUUCUGCUGCCACAAGGAAUUUUUCAACUAAAUAUAAAUUAGGAGAAGGUGGUUUUGGACCAGUUUAUAAGGGUGAAUUAUAUGAUGGGCAGAAAAUAGCAAUAAAGAGACUCUCAAGAAGUUCUGGACAGGGAUUGGUAGAGUUCAAGAAUGAAGCUAUUCUUAUUGCCAAACUCCAACACACAAAUCUUGUAAGAUUGUUAGGGCUUUGCAUUCAGCAAGAAGAAAAAAUUCUAAUCUAUGAGUACAUGCCCAACAAAAGCUUAGACUUCUUCCUCUUUGAUUCUACUAAAAAGUCUUUAUUAAAUUGGAAAAAACGCUUCAACAUCAUUGAAGGCAUUGCUCAAGGACUUCUUUAUCUUCACAAAUAUUCAAGACUAAGAGUAAUUCACCGAGACUUAAAAGCAAGCAAUAUUUUGCUUGAUGAGGAUAUGAAUCCAAAAAUUUCUGACUUUGGCUUGGCUAGAAUAUUUGGGUUGAAAGGAUUAGAAGAAAACACAAAUAGAAUUGUUGGAACAUAUGGUUAUAUGUCUCCAGAGUAUGCCAUGAAUGGUGUUCUUUCAAUAAAAAUUGAUGUAUUCAGCUAUGGAGUCCUACUAUUGGAAAUUGUGAGCAGCAAGAAAAAUAAUAGUUGCUAUUACUCUGAAUAUCCACUCAACCUUAUAGGAUAUGCAUGGCAGUUAUGGAAUGAAGGGAAAGGUUUGGAGCUAAUAGACCCAACAAUAAUAGAUGAGUCAUCCCCUUCAUCUGAAAUAUUGAGAUGCAUUCAUGUUGGUCUUUUAUGCGUACAAGACCAAGCAACAGAUAGACCUACCAUGCUAGAUGUUGCAACUAUGCUUUCAAGUGAAACUGUUCAACUCCUUCCUCCAAAACAACCUGCAUAUCUUAUCAACAUUGUUCAAGAAAAACCAUUAGAGGUUUCUGAAAUUAAGCCAGAAAAUUGUUCCAUAAAUGAUGUUACAAUUUCAGAGAUGAAAGCAAGAUAAAUACUAAGCAAGGGUGGUUACAAGACCACCCUGACUUGACCAAAAAA